AGGGCGUGGGAUCAUAAAAGACGGCAUCAACAUGAAGACAAGGAGAAGAAAAGUAUCAAGAAAGAUAUCAAAAAAGUGGCCGGCAAAGCUCGUCUCGGCGAGCACGAGUUCAUUUCCCUGGAGUCAGUAAUGGCCGAGUUUAAACUCUCCAAUAACACACUUCGACGAAUGAUGUCACAUAUGAGUGACAACAUGGACCGAGGGCUUGAAAGCGGAUUACAAAAGUCAACUAUCGCCAUGUUGCCUUCUUUCGUGCCCGAGUUACCGGAUGGUACAGGUUCGUCCGCCCUUAUAAUUCACUUGACACCCAUUCGUCAUGAAUUCCGGGUAAUGCAAAAUUCAAAUUUUCAGUUAUUCGAUUACAUAGCCAAAGCGUUAGCCGAUUUCCUCAUCGAGAAAGAUUUGGCCGACGAAAACCUACCGGUCGGCUUCACGUUUUCUUAUCCAUGUGACCAGACCGGUCUUCGGAGCGCCACCUUGUUACGAUGGACAAAAGGAGUCACAGCGACUGGAGUAGUUGGCAAGGACGUUGUGAAGCUUCUGGAAGACGCCAUUGAACGAGAUGGA
Molecule: messenger RNA, 567 nt
Organism: Ostertagia ostertagi
Lineage: Eukaryota; Metazoa; Nematoda; Chromadorea; Rhabditida; Trichostrongylidae
Source: the annotation of a GenBank genome assembly